Molecule: messenger RNA, 2134 nt
Organism: Daldinia caldariorum
Lineage: Eukaryota; Fungi; Ascomycota; Sordariomycetes; Xylariales; Hypoxylaceae
Exons: 2
Coding region: 338-1729 (463 amino acids)
Biological process (GO): transmembrane transport; monoatomic cation transport
Cellular component (GO): membrane
Molecular function (GO): monoatomic cation transmembrane transporter activity
Source: RefSeq, a predicted model, not a curated record
GACUUACCUUAUGUAAUUGUGAUAUAUUCUAUGAAAUACGGCACUUGCCACUGAAAGCUACUACCUAAUAAUCUCUGCUACAACUUUUUUUUCCUCUGGUUUUAUAUAGAACCAGCACACUUGGGAAUACACACAUAUUUUUUUAGGGGUGGAGAUCUUAUAAACAUCUUCCUUCUCCCCCUCUUGCGCAUCUCACAAACCUGCAUACGGCGCCUAUCGAAUUCCUCACCUAGAGAUAGGAGCAAUUAACAUCUCCGACUGUAUAUCCGAGCUUGACCAACACAUAGGUACUAAGUUUGGUAGCUUAGCUCGACCGUUACACAUUAGUCGCGAAGCUAUGACUUCUGAUAUCCCACCUGCCGCUGCCUCGCGCUUGCAUUUGAGCGACUACCAGCACGGGCAAACUUCCAGCUCUCGAUCUUCGCUUCACACGCCUACAUCUCAGUCUCAUCACCCACAUACUCCUCACCACGAUGCCACCAGUACAGGCGUAGAAGCCAUGGAUGAACAUAGCGACCAGCCAGUGGCUCGCCACCCGCCCAGCACAUCUACGGACCUCGAGUCACAGACCGGUCCCACGCGCUACGGCGGCAAUGACCCUUACAACUUGUCGUCGGCCUUCAAGACAGCCGAGCAGAUCGACGAGAUCAAGGCCAACACGGCUCGUAAGCGGACGGGCGCCGUCAGCUCGGGCAUCGACUAUUUCAACUCUUCCCUCCGAGCAAGAAGGAUCCAGACGUUCUACCACAAGCAGAACGACACCAUCAAGCAGAUGCUCAAAUCGGUGGAUGAGCACUCCACCGAAGCCCAGAACGAGGCCGGCGACGAUAACCUACGGGUUAAGAUCGCCGUCGCGGGCUCCUUCGUCGCCAACGUGCUCCUAGCCGCCCUCCAGGUUUACGGCGCCGUGUCCUCCGGCUCCCUGUCCCUCUUCACUACCAUGGCCGACGCCAUAUUCGACCCUCUUAGCAACCUUACUUUGAUCAUCGUCCAGAAGUCCAUGAAGCGCGUGGAUCCUAACAAGUUCCCGUCCGGAAAGGCCCGCCUCGAGACCGUGGGCAACAUCACGUUCUGCUUCAUGAUGACGGCGGUGUCGGCGAUCCUAAUCGCCUUCUCGUGCGAGGACAUCUCGAGCCGGCGGGGCACGGCGGCGGAGGUUAACAGCUUCCACCUCCCCUCGGUGAUCGCGGUGUGCGUGGCCUUCACCACCAAGCUCGCUCUGUUCCUGUACUGCUGGGGCAUCAAGGACAAGUACAGCCAGGUGAACAUCCUGUGGCAGGACCACCGCAACGACCUGCUGGUCAACGGCUUCGGUGUGCUGACUUCGGUCGGCGGGUCCAAGCUGACCUGGUGGCUGGACCCGGCGGGCGCGAUCCUCAUCUCGGUCGUCAUCAGCGCGGCCUGGCUGCGGCAGGCCUUCGCCGAGUUCAUGACGCUCGUGGGGCGCGCCGCGGACAUCGACGUCCACCGCCUCAUCACGUACGUGUGCCUGACGUACGACGACCGCGUCCGCGGCAUCGACACCGUCCGCGUCUACCACUCGGGCCCCAAGCUCAUCGCCGAGAUCGACAUCGUUAUGGACCCCGCCGACCCCCUCCGCGUCACCCACGACGUCUCCGAGGGCCUCCAGAUCGAGCUCGAGAAGCUCCCCAAUAUCGAGCGCGCCUACGUCCACGUCGACUACGAGACUACGCAUAAGCCCGAGCAUAGCUAUCGCAAGGACCUAUAGGCGUCCCCCGCGGUAGUGAGUAUGCGUGUCAUGAAAUAGAAGAAUAUAAGGUACCUAGCAAGAUAACAUAGAUGGAUAGGCGGAUAGGCGGGUAGACGGGUAGAUCGUCGGCGGUAUUCAUAGUAGGCGCGAGAAUAUACACGAGGUCGGAGUCAAUUACAAGGUACUUUACGAGCUAGCACAUGAUGGUGGUGAAUCGUGAUGGCGUUUCAUUGUAGAGGCGUAUAAAAAAACAUCAUGACACAAGGCUUAGAAAGUCAUCCCGAAAGAGACAAGGGGGGCGUGGGUUUAUUAUUAGAACAGGUAGUAAGAGGUAGUAACCGUUAAUUAAGUUCCCAAACAGAAUGUCUAUGCCCAGACAUUCACUUUCGAUAACAUAACACGUCAGUCAGGAUGUGAUUCGCA